This is a messenger RNA of Aspergillus clavatus NRRL 1, 411 nucleotides long. RefSeq lists its product as uncharacterized. The record is from RefSeq and is a predicted model, not a curated record. The transcript is spliced from 3 exons. Lineage: Eukaryota; Fungi; Ascomycota; Eurotiomycetes; Eurotiales; Aspergillaceae. The coding region runs from base 1 to 411 and encodes 136 amino acids.
AUGACCUACCAAAUCACCACCGACCCCACUCUCCUCCCCCCCAAUGCCCAGCCCAUGAUCUCCUUCAUGGAAUCCUUCUACCAAACCAGCGACACAGAAGCCUGGCACGACAAAUACGUCGCCAGCUUCACGGACGACGCAACCCUCAUCAUGGGCCCGAAGGUCGCCACCGGAGCGGACGAGAUCCGCGCCUUGCGCCACGGGCUCUGGACGCACGUUGCGGCGCGGAAGCACGCGCCAAGCAAGAUCUUCUUCGGGGGACCGCGGGAGCUUAUGCUGUAUGGCACGGUGAAAUGUCUUCAUCUGUCUCGGCAUGAAACGUUUCGUCCUGAUAACACAACACCCGAGGAGGGUACUCUCCGCGUGGCUCCAUUUGGUCACGAUCAUGAUAGCGAAUAUAGACAAGAGUAG